This is a messenger RNA of Rhipicephalus microplus (southern cattle tick), 7812 nucleotides long. Its product is annotated as glycoprotein 3-alpha-L-fucosyltransferase A-like. Gene Ontology annotation, molecular function: fucosyltransferase activity. Gene Ontology annotation, cellular component: membrane. NCBI's taxonomy places the organism in Eukaryota, Metazoa, Arthropoda, Arachnida, Ixodida, Ixodidae. The record is from RefSeq and is a predicted model, not a curated record.
GCCGCGUAUGCAAAUCGGGAGACCAACUUCUGCGUGCCCCCCUCCUCCCUUUCACAUACACACACCUUUUCCCUCUUCCUAUCACAUCGUGCUGUUCUGGCGAGCCGGCUGUUCUGGGCAUCGUGUUCUCUACUGACCGCGGCGUUGGAAUAAGAAACACGCUCCCGGUGCUGCACGCAGUCUAAGAGAGGGACCAGCCUUCUUCCGGCGAAGCGAGCAACUCUAUCGAAGGAAACGGAAGCCGCUGCCUUUGGCAUCAUUUGUUUCCCGUCGACGCCGCCGAUCGCCCGCUGCUUUUGAGGCGUGCGGAUCGUGUCUGAUAACAAGUGCUGUGUGCCUGUUCUCCUCCAUCGUGCUACUCGCCUAGGCGAUGUAAGAGGAGCGCGCAGUGGCACUGGUUCCGGGCGCCCGGGAGUCCCGGCCCCAGCAAGAGCCGCGCAUGGAUUACAGGCCAUCGGACGUCUCUCAAGCAUUGCCACCAGUCGACAGCGGCGCAGCAGCAUUGCUGGGGCCUGCCAUGGCGUAGCAUGUUCCCGGCCAAGAAGCUCCGGCUCCGGCGGCUACUCGCCUGGGCCGCCGGACUCAGCUUCUGCACCUUCCUGCUGAUCGGACUCCGGGAGCAGCAGCAGGCACCCGGACUGCCCGACGCUGCGUUGCGUGAUGUCAACAACGCCAUCGGAGGGCAGCGCGCCGUUGACCAGCAGCCGCUCCCGGGACAACCACCGCGUCCCGAUGCUCCGCUGGCGGCCAGGAUCAACGCCGCAAAGGGCAAGCUGGGGACUCGUGGUCAGACCGGCUCUAACGAGCGUCCCUGGUACAUGCGCGGCGGUCAGCGGCGACCUCUACCCGGCGAUACGGGUAGCCUGUGGCCGCACGAGGACUCCGGUGACCGCAUCGAGCAGCAGCUGAUGUUCGUGCCCGAGGACUACAAGCGAAACAACACGCGCAUCAAGAAGAUCCUCCUCAUGAGGGGACUAGGCGGCUGGGGUGACCUGCCUAGGGGACGGGCGGUGUUCCUCCGCGACAAGUGUCCCGUGGACACGUGCGAGAUCGUGACGUCACAGGACGAGGCGCCCGACGCGGACGCGGUUCUCUUCAAGGACCGCUUCGUGGCCCCCAAGUACCGGCGCCCCUGGAACCAGGUGUGGAUCCUGUACCUGCUCGAGUGCCCGUACCACACGCAGUCGUUCAUCAACAUCAAGAACAUCUUCAACUGGACGGCAACGUACAGGCAUGACUCGGAUAUAGUAGCGCCGUACGAGAAGUUCGUCAGCCACGAGGACUGGCAGGCGCGAGUGCUCAGCGUCCGGCGUCGUCCGCGCCGCAACAAAACCAAGAAGGUCGCCUGGUUCGUGUCCAACUGCGCGGCGCGCAACCAGCGGCUGCAGUUCGCGCGCAAGCUGGCCGCCUACAUCGACGUGGACAUCUACGGCACCUGCGGCUCCCUCAAGUGCCCCCGUGCGCAGGCCGGUCACUGUUUCGAGCUGCUGGACCGCGACUACAAGUUCUACCUGGCAUUCGAGAACUCCAACUGCAAGGACUACAUCACCGAGAAGUUCUUCGUCAACGGGCUCGGGCGCGACGUGGUGCCUAUCGUGAUGGGCGCUCGGCCUUUGGACUACGUGCGCGCAUCACCCACCCGCUCGUUUAUCCACGUGGAGGACUUUCCGUCGGUGAAGGCUCUGGCUGAAUACCUGCACUUGCUGGAUCGCAACGAGACUCUGUACAACGAGUACCUGCGCUGGAAAGGCUCCGGCGAGUUCAUCAACACUUACUUCUGGUGCCGCCUGUGCGCCAUGCUGCACGCGCCGCCCCUGCCAAAGGUGUACCCGGACAUCAGUGCUUGGUGGGCGGGGCCUGGCACCUGCCGCAGCGACCGCUGGAGGGACUUCAAGCCCAAGCCGGACCCGGUCGCGUACGUGCUCACCUGACCAAGCUACUAGGCGAGCUUUCGUCCUCCUCCCCCCAGCGGCCUGUCGGCCAUCCGAUCUGCCCGCUACGGCGCGUCGGGACGUUAUGGUUCAAAGACUCCAGUCGUGAGCGCCCCCCUUCGACUUCGCACCACUGGAUGGUGCACUCGAGUGGUCUCGCACGUUGCGACUGGACUAUUGCACCUGGUCACGUGACUGAAACGACGCGCGGAAGGACUUGUGAUAAGACGUCGGACAGCAGUGCUUACGACACGUUUACCGGGGUGGGCGUUACCGGUCACGUAAUGCUGGCUCUGCCGUUGCGCGCGUCUUGGUGUCUCCUGCUGCAAACCGGCGUUGAUCGUCGGGACUGCAGGCCCACGUGACAUUUAGGUUUUGGUCGGGUUCGUUGUUUUUUUACGCGCCCACUGCACGUACAAGUAUAUUGCCAGUCAUUCUUAAGGCGAUAAGAGGUACGCAGUCGGAAUGCUCAUUCCGGCGCAGAAAUGGCUCACAUUUCGAGUCAGCGUAAGAGCCCGAAUGUUCUAUAAAGCUCAAACUUGGGCUGGCUAGUUAGUAUAGCCUAGUGUAUGCAGUAUCGCUGAGCCAAAGGCACAGACGUGUCGCGUUCCCUUUGGUCUAAGUCCUUUGUGCAUUUUGCUCGGCACAGCUACACUACAAAGCCAGAAUCUCAUUCAACGAGUUUAUGACAGGCCUUGUAUGACCGAAUGGAGAACAAAGUCAAGGUUUUCUACGUUGCGCUGUGGAACGCGGCAGUUCUCUAGAGCGCACGCAGAACAGAAAGUGAAUCUCCACUCGUGCGGUAAUCGCCGAGUUCGACAAACCAAAGAGCAGGCGUGGAUGGUUCAUUCCACGUCUGCGGUUCAAUACAUCAAAGUGUGUUACAUUUUUUUACGAGCUGAUUGCGAACUUGUUCGCGAUUUUUGCGCAAGCGGGUGCUCGUUUUUCGCGGGAGCAUGUUGUUUGUAAUUCGAAGUGAGUUAAUGUGUGUCGUAAAGCCUGCGAUAGGGCCUUUUUUUUUUUCGCGAGUGUGUUGAGAAGCCGUGAUUUUUCGCCGUGAUUUUUCGAAUUCCAAGUGUGACUCCGCAUGUAGGCUGCUGCUACGUGCGGCCACAACCAACUGAGUCUUGUGGAUGUGUGUUGUGUUUAUGUGGACGCUUCUUCAACAUUCCGUGCUUCGUUGGCUGCCCGAUUUUACUUCCGCUGAGAGCAUAAGCAUAAUAUGUAACGCCAUAGAACUAUUACUAGCGUCUCGUGCCAGCGCACUUUGUCAAAAGCGUCGGAGCCAUUCCGUAAACAAGGUUACUAGCUCGGGGAUCACAAUGUCCAGAGCGACGUUGUGCGUGUCAGACGUGAGGAGCCUUACAACUCUCGCUACUUAGAGAGUUUGGUAUGAAGGAAAUUUUUUUCACACCUUCGGUUACUUCGAUACCUUCGGCUCAGGCUGAACGUUUGGCCUAGAUGGUCCCGUAACUGACAUCUCCUAAUGUGUUACGCUUUCGAGCACCAAUUUUAAAUCCCAAGUUUUCUAUGAUGUACUGCAAUAGUGAAUUUUAUUAUUGGGGAGGCAGAAAGAUUUCAUUAUGAACCUAUCUGGAAGGUUGUAAUCUUUUCUACGUGUCUUUAGGUGGAUAACAUUGAAGUGCGCGGUGCAGCGGAGAAUUGAAUAUACGUUGUGCCGCGUGUUAACAAUAUUAAUCGAGUAGUGCAACAUUUCGAGUGUCCCGACACCCAGAUACAAGUCACAAGUUUCGUUUGGUGAUAGCUGAAAAAUCAGCACGUGGUCAUCACAGUGUAUACCAUUACUGGACCUGUCUAACAUCGUACACCCCUGUAACAGAUUACACAGCGCCAAGACGUUUUUUUUUUUUUUUUUGCAACCAGUGCAAUUUCCCGCAUUGAGACGUUAUCUACAGAUCACCCCACACGAAUCGUCUGAUAUUCACGGUCGUAAAUUCUACUUAAUGGCAAGCUGGGAGCAAAGUAUACGUGUCCCGAUAUGUGACGCAGCCCUUCAUUCCUGUUUUUACAUAUUUUUCAUUUCUUUAUGGCUUCUUUGUUUUACGAAAAAGCGUGCUAUAAAGGCACAUAGAAUCAUCGUUAAUUUAUUUUGCUGCAACGCAGUUUGACGUGUCGCCGUAAACCCUCAAUGUGCCGUAGUCGCGUCGUACGAAGCGCUCGCUCCUAACGGCAAAGUCGCGCAUGAGCAACGAGCAACCCACCGCACACAACCUUCACGAAAGAACAUCGCGUACUGUUUUCGUGAAGCAACGUACACACACCAUGUAGUCCAGAUAGAAAACGCACACGACAUAGUUUUCUUCAUCUUAUGUGCUAACAUCAGUUUUUUUCUUUCUUAUUUUCACAGUUAGGAAUUGGAAUUGUUAGUGGUGCAUCAACAGUAUAUAGUUUGAAUUGUACAAGCGUCAUCGGUAUGACCUCGGGAUUCGAAGAUAGAAUGUGUUCCAGAGUACACACAGCUCCCUAGUGUUGUCAAUGGGUGGUGUUGCAUAAGCGAGGCUGUUUUCGAGGCGCGUGCACGGCUAGCAAAAUGCCAGCCAGGUGCCGGAGAUAAUGCCGGAAGUUCUAGUCUUAAUGGACAUCGUCUAAUGGCCUCUCUACGUGGACGGUCUGUACACACGGAGAGAAAUGUCUCACUGGCAUUAAUGACACUACACAAUGACUACAACUAAGGGUCGUGCGUAACAUCUUAUUUUCGUCGCUGCAGGGCUGCAAGUGAUGUAGAUGGGUCGCUCUUGCAUUUAUUCUUUAUCGUCGUUAUGUGAGCGUAGGUGUACUCUGUCUGUAAGAAACAACACCGUCUGUACAAGUUCGUGUCCGCGUGCCGUGCGAUCUUUGUGGGAUUAAGUUCUUCGUAUGUGUUCUACACACAAAACAAGAAUGUGCGCGUUGAAAUGGAUGUCGUGUUCUUUUCAUCUUUAUAUUUUUUCCCUUUCCCGCCAUCGUUAACGUCAUGCGGUGCUUCUAGGUAGCUUUAUUUUACCUCCAAAACUUGCUCCCCUUGCCGAACCCACGUGGUCUGCUGGUGCGAGACAGAUUAAUUUACUGUGAUCAGGAGCGCAGCAAGUGAAAGAUUGUGCCACGUCUUUUCAUUGGCGGCGGAGUCAUGAUGACCCUGUCAUGUUGGAGUUAUCAUGUAAUUAUGAGUUAUUCUGUCAUUAUGACUACUUCACCACAGUCUAAUGACUCCUUGCUGCGUUUCAGGCGUUGUGCGUUCUCGUGCUUAUAGGUUGACGUAACAUAGAAAGCUUUAAUGUAUUUGUUUCAGCUACCAUACCAACUUAACAAUAUGUACGCUAUACCUCAGGACAUAGCACUAAUGAUCUGCUCAGGCGUGCAUAAUUUUCCCUCACACUUGUAUUGCAUUGAGUGAUGUUUAUCAAGUAAGAUUCGCUAUUUUCGAAAAAAAAAAAUGUUCGAAUGCUGCCUUCUGAAAAAUUGAUUUUAGCUGGCCCGUACGUUAGAUGCAGUGAUCUUGCAAUGAAUAGAUCUAUUGAUUUCAUAAUAAGUAGAAGCCAUUAUUUAAGACUUCACGCAUUAUUUAUGUUCUCAAUUUAUCACGCAAAAACUCCGCGUAAAAUUAUCGUCAAUGGGCAAGAUCUCGUAGCUGCAUCUGUUGGUGUUUUCGAACAAUUUUUCUUUUUUUACACUCGCGAGAUCAGCGAAUAAAAAAAACGACGUUUCGUGAACAGGUUAGUUAAUGCGGUUGACAAAUAAGAGGUAAGCUCAACAAAAUUGCUCCAACUUAGGAAUAAAUUCUUUUAUUUUUAAAUAAUUAUAUGCAUUAGAUCAAGCACCACAAUUUCUUAGGUUAUCUGUCAUAUUUCUAUAAUAUAACUCCAUUAUCCUAAAAGUACACAUUAAUUUUUAAAACCACUCAAUUCUUGGUCAAUCCCCCACAGUGAGUAUGCGCCACGAGCAAUAGGUGAACAAGGACAAGAAUCUCUGAACGCUUAAAAAUUUAGUUUUUUGUUCUUGCUAUACGCAGACCUAUUGUGCUGUUAUCGUAGGCUAUAGUGUCAUGAGACCUGCAGUUUUUUGAGGUCAAAAACAGCGCGACAAGUGCUUGUAUUGGACCUAAAAAUAAUACGCAUAUUUAAAAAAAGUGAACGAUGUUUGCGCAAAAAGCGAACGUUAUGAACAGGUGAAGAUGGAAGCCGUGUAACGAUGAAGUUGUUGAAACGGGAAGUUCUACGCUGUGCGUAAUACUAGCGGGUGAUAGUGAACCACUUUAUUUCAUAAAAAAUUAGUAACAUUCAUUUGUUGACAACAAAGCCCCAAAGAGCUCAAUGCUCAAAUUUCUUUUCUGGUUUAAAGUUGUCUGGUCUGUUUCAAGCAACGAGUUGUAGAAAGGACACAAAAAGAUGUCUUGACAACUUGUGCGGACAUCUUCAACAUAGGAGUAACCUAACUUAAGAGAGAUCCCAUGGGAAGGUUAUACUUGACCAUUGAAAAUUACGAAAAAAGCCUUGGUUGGCGCAGGACGGAACAGGUUGGAUUAACACAUUAAACGCUGGUCUUAUAAUACGCCUAAAAAGUAGGGUCACGUUUUUUUUUUUUUUGCGCAGAGUCUUGUUACGGCGCAUAAGCUGUCCCAUUUGCCUUGUGUGUGUGUGGAUAAUUAUGCUGAUAUGCUGUCUUCCGUAACGCUCACCAUGCCGUCGCAUUUUUUUCUAUUGCGCGAGGAAAAAGUAUUCACCAGCCAUUUGCAGCUUUUCGUACUGCGCCGUGGUUCGCUCUGAUUCAGCUUUAGGUGAAAACGAAGCUGCCAGUGUGAUUUAGGUGGGCGUUGAUAUGGAUUAUGGAUACAGCACACUAGAGCUGUGAAACUGGAUAGAAUUUUUGCAGAGCUGCGCACAUGUCUUAUUGCCUCGUAUCGGGCAGCCUCCACUAUCAUUUAUUGCUAUCUUGUCCGCUUUGACAUUAUUUUGGUGCUGUAAACGUGUCGAGUUGUCACGGAUCCUCGUGCUGUGGUGCCGUGUAAGCUUAAUUUUUUUACGUUUGUACGUCUGAAUAUAAUUACUGCGCUCACUUUCGCUCAUGGGAACACAUAUUCUCAGAGCACAGCCGCCCCAAACGUUUUCGAGGCACGGAUGCCCAAAAGCUUUAAUUUUUAAUUCUAUGACUUGCAGACCCAUGCGAUGGAUUACAUAGAAACAUCAGGCUUGAUUAGUAUAACAGACAUUCAUAUUUUUCUCGAUGUUCGUGUGCCGCGAACUUUUGUGGCCGAUUGUACACUUCUACGGAUUGCAUUCCAGAGGGUAGAGCUGACACUCGCUGACCAAAAACAAACAAUGAACGUUAUUUCUGGCGUAGUACUGUACCCCACUAAUAUCGAGCCCCAAGUAAUGAGAAAGUACGAAUAUUACCGUUUUAUUUAAUUUUUUUUUGGGGGGGGGAGAGAAUACGCGUAUACUGCCCUACGCAACUCAUGUACGCCGUAAGCCAUUGUGCGUGCGCACACAUUAUAUGCGCACACGAGCGCAAAGCACAAACGACUUAAUUACAACCGAAGAGACUUGGCACCUACCUUCUCCCUCUCCGAAGGUCGAAUGUUUUGUACUUGUCGUGCACCGGAAAUGAGUGCUUCAAAAGGUGCCGACCCGAGCGGGUCGAGCGGACACUUCCGCCGCCACUCUCGCGCUUCUCUGUUCAUUUCAUUCUUGUGAUAGCCGAACUGGUCAAGUUGUGCUAGUCAUGCUGUUAGACGUCAUGAAUAGAUUUACCUCUACUCCCGUCUACGCCGACAUUAUUUGUACAUAAGGAAGAUGAAAGAAAGAAAAAAAAAGCAGCAGUCACAUACCAUGCUGGCAUUUGAAUCUCAUCCGCAUCAAUAAAACUGUGUUUCUUUUUACGUUUA